Molecule: messenger RNA, 4905 nt
Organism: Closterium sp. Naga37s-1
Lineage: Eukaryota; Viridiplantae; Streptophyta; Zygnematophyceae; Desmidiales; Closteriaceae
Source: the annotation of a GenBank genome assembly
AUGGAUAGAAAUCAUUAUCGUCAAUCCACAUUAUCCGCCUCGUUCUUCGCUUCAAUGUCCCCCUCAUUCUCUCUCAUUGUCCCCCUCAUUCUCCCCCAUUGUCCCUUCAUUGUCCGCCUCAUUGUCCCCCUCUUUCUCCCCCAUUGUCCCUUCAUUGUCCGCCUCAUUGUCCCCCUCUUUCUCCUCCAUUGUCCCUUCAUUGUCCGCCUCAUUGUCCCCCUCUUUCUCCCCCAUUGUCCCUUCAUUGUCCGCCUCAUUGUCCCCCUCUUUCUCCUCCAUUGUCCCUUCAUUGUCCGCCUCAUUGUCCCCCUCAUUCUCCCCCAUUGUCCCUUCAUUGUCCCCCUCUUUCUCCUCCAUUGUCCCUUCAUUGUCCGCCUCAUUGUCCCCCUCAUUCUCCCCCAUUGUCCCUUCAUUGUCGGCCUCAUUGUCCGCCGUCUCCGCGCCCGUGCAGGGCUGGGCUUCGUGGCGCGCGAGGGCACCAAGGUAGCCAUGCGCGAGUCUGCUUUCGGUCUCAAGACCGUGGCUAUCAUGUCAGCUGUCUAUGCUGCCACGACAGCAGCUAUUGAGAACUUGAGGAAUGAUCUACUUGACACCGUCUUCUCGUUCCCAUCAUUUUCUUACUGCGUACAACUCUCCGUUGCCCCCACGCCCACUUUCCGCGUGCACUCCCCGCGUCCAUUUCCGCGUGCACUCCCCGCGCCCAAUCUCCGCGUGCAUUCCGCGCGUCCAUUUCCCGCGCGCAUUCCCCGUGUCCUCCCCGCGCGCUUGCCCCCCCGCCCUCCGUCCGUUCCAUCAGCGGAAGCUCUUCUCCGCGUACGCGCGACGCUUCAGCUGUCGCAGGGGUCCGCACUGCCGUCGUGGACCGAUGCGACGAGCCCGUGCGACGGCGGAUGGGAAGCGGACGUGAGAUGCGACCCGGACACCAACCAAGUCGUCCAUCUCGACAUAUCCAGCUUGCAGCUAUCGGGGCCCAUCCCAGGCGCGGACCUCGCGCAACUCUCCUACCUCACCUACCUGGCUUUGGAUGGCAACACCUUCUCGGGCUCUCUGCCAGCAGACCUCUCCAGGCUGUCCGCCCUGAAGCACCUGUCUCUGGAAGGCAACGCAGUGGAAGGGCCCAUUCCAGGCGACGUGCUGCUCUCCCUCACCGCCCUCACGCUGCUCAACCUCAAGACAAACAACUUUUCGGGGCAGCUGCCAGAGUCGCUGGGCGCACUCACUAACCUGGUUGCACUCAACGUGGGAGCCAAUCAGCUGACAGGCGAGAUUCCAGUAUCCUACUCCGCCCUCUCGCAAAUCGUGUACUUCAAGGCGUCGCGCAACAAGCUGGACGGCGCCCUUCCCGACUGGUUCGGCUCGUGGCCGCGACUCAUGGACCUCGAGCUUUUCAAGAAUGACUUCACGGGCCCCAUUCCCGAUUCACUUGGCAACGUGCAAUCUCUGGUCGCCCUGUCACUGGACGAGAAUGCACUGUCGGGCUCGCUGCCUGCUUCCCUGGGAUCGCUGCCGCGCCUUGAAGCACUGUAUGUGGUGUCCAACAACCUCCAAGGGCCUAUUCCGGACUCCUUCAGGGGCAUGCAGAGCCUCAAGUACAUUGAUCUCAGCUUCAACCUGCAGCUCUCAGGUCCUCUCCCGGAUUUCUUUGGCGCCAUGCCUUCUCUCGAGUCCAUUGCCCUCGAGUCAUGCGGCUUCACCGGCUCCAUCCCACCCACCCUCGCAUCCCUCCCCAACCUACGAGAGCUUUUUCUCGACCACAACGCGCUGCACGGCGCCCUGCCACCCUCCCUGGCAUCCCUCUCAGCGCUCACAGCGCUCUACCUCAACAGCAACCAGCUCUCAGGCCCGAUUCCCGAGGACCUGUGUGGGCUGGGGUCGCUGGGGGUGAUUAUGCUGGGGCAUAACGACCUGGAAGGGGGGAUUCCCGCGUGCCUGCUCGCGCUACCCAACGUUACCACGCUCCACCCUCCCGGGCCACCCUCCCGGGCCACCCUCCCUGGCCACCCUCCCUGGCGUCCCUCCCUAGCGUCCCUCGCUAGCCUCUCUCUCAGCGCUCACAGCGCUCUACCUCAACAGCAACCAGCUGUCAGGGGGGAUUCCCGAAGACCUACCGACAAACCCAAGGGCGCAGGGGCAGCGGCGCACUCCCCCCCACCGUCACCCGUGCAGCAGCAGCAGCAGCAGCAGUCCCCUCCGGUUCAGCCUCCUCCAGUUGAACCCCCACCGGUUGAGCCGCCUCCAGCCCAGCCUCCCCCGGUGGAGGCUCCCCCCCAGGCGACAUACGGCGUAGCAGCAAUGGCUGCUGCAGACCAGGGCAGCAGCACUGACAGCACAAGCACAUACGCACCAGCGACAGCAGCAUCUGGGUGGGGGUGGCUGAACUUCCUCCUGCUCGCUCUCGCCCUCGCGUCAGCCGUUACCAUUGCCGCUGCAUGCUUCGGAUACAUCUCCCAGCGCAGACCCCCCUCCUCCUCCUCCCUUGAUGUUGCUCCGCCUCUCAGCCUGCCUCCUCCGCGCGUUGAAGAGUUGCCAGUGACGGAGUAUGGCCUCUCCAAGAUAAAGCGCGCCACCAAGAACCUCACCACGCUGUACGGCAAGGGCAGCUUUGGCACCGUGUUCCUGGCCCAGGACUUCCUGGCAGACCAUGCCAACCCGCAUGUUAUCAUCAAGAGGGCACACGACCCCGAGAAGAUGAGUGAGGAGCAGUUUAAGGAGAAGGUGGACGAGUUGGCGAGGGCGAGGCACCGGUGUCUGGUGGCGCUGCUGGGGUACUGCAUGGGCAAGACAGAGCGCAUGCUCGUGUUUGAGUACAUGCCCUAUGGCACGCUCUUUGACCGCCUCCACCGCUCGAACCUGGACCCCAUGCCGUGGGAUGCACGCGUGCGAGUGGCGGUGAACGUGGCAUCAGCCCUGGCCUAUCUGCAUCACGGCGUGGACCCGCCUCUCACCCACCGCGCUGUCACCUCCUCCAAUGUGCUGCUGGGCGCCGACAUGACUGCCAAGCUGUCGGACUACGGGCUGGCGAGGGGUUGUGCGGCACAAGCAGCAGACGACCUGGCACGGCGGCGCCGGGCGCACCGCAGCUCCCGCAGCCGCGGCACGAGCAUCGGUAGCACGGGGCAGCUAGACAGCCUCCAAGGCGGCAGCAGCGCCGGCAGCAACGGUGGCAGCAGUGGCGACUUGCUGGGCGGCGUGGGGGGGCGGUCGUUUGGGAGUGGGAGGCGGGGGGGUGGAGGAGGGGAGAGUGGGAGUGACACGGAUGGGGAGGCAGUGCUGUCGCGGGAAAGCACGCCGCACUUCGCGAGGGAGAGGGAGAGCACACCGAUUCUAUCGCGGGAGAACACGAUUUCGAGUAUGGACGAGAGAAAGGCGGAUGUGUAUGGGUUCGGAGUGGUUCUGCUGGAGCUGAUCACGGGGCAGAAGGCCAUGCAGGACGUGCAUAUCACCAACCUGGCGGCGCCCUUCCUAGAGGACGAUCAGAUGAUGCCCCUCAUGGCUGACAGCGCUCUUGCAGGUGCUCAUGCUCCCGUGCUCCUAUGCCCCCAUGCUCUCAUGCUCCCAUGCUCCCAUGCUCCUAUGCUCCCAUGCUCCCAUGCUCCCAUGCUCCCAUGCUCUCAUGCCUUUGUGCUCCCAUGCUCCUAUGCUCCGAUGCUCCUAUGCUCUCAUGCUCUCAUGCUCCCAUGCUCCCAUGCCCCAUGCCCCCAUCCUCCCAUCCCCCCAUCCUCUCUCCCCCCAGGCUACUUCAACCAGGACGAGCUGGUCUCGCUGGCCUCCAUAGCGCGGGACUGCUACUUCAACCAGGACGAGCUGGUCUCGCUGGCCUCCAUAGCGCGGGACUGCUACUUCAACCAGGACGAGCUGGUCUCGCUGGCCUCCAUAGCGCGGGACUGCUACUUCAACCAGGACGAGCUGGUCUCGCUGGCCUCCAUAGCGCGGGACUGCUACUUCAACCAGGACGAGCUGGUCUCGCUGGCCUCCAUAGCGCGGGACUGCUACUUCAACCAGGACGAGCUGGUCUCGCUGGCCUCCAUAGCGCGGGACUGCUACUUCAACCAGGACGAGCUGGUCUCGCUGGCCUCCAUAGCGCGGGACUGCUACUUCAACCAGGACGAGCUGGUCUCGCUGGCCUCCAUAGCGCGGGACUGCUACUUCAACCAGGACGAGCUGGUCUCGCUGGCCUCCAUAGCGCGGGACUGUGUGCACCAGGCGCCCUCGCAGCGCCCCUCCAUGCUCCCAUGCUCCCAUACCUCCAUGCCCCCAUCCUCCCAUCCCCCCAUCCUCUCUCCCCCCAGGCUACUUCAACCAGGACGAGCUGGUCUCGCUGGCCUCCAUAGCGCGGGACUGUGUGCACCAGGCGCCCUCGCAGCGCCCCUCCAUGCUCCCAUGCUCCCAUACCUCCAUGCCCCCAUCCCCCCAUCCUCUCUCCCCCCAGGCUACUUCAACCAGGACGAGCUGGUCUCGCUGGCCUCCAUAGCGCGGGACUGUGUUCACCAGGCGCCCUCGCAGCGCCCCUCCAUGCUCCCAUGCUCCCAUACCUCCAUGCCCCCAUCCCCCCAUCCCCCCAUCCUCUCUCCCCCCAGGCUACUUCAACCAGGACGAGCUGGUCUCGCUGGCCUCCAUAGCGCGGGACUGUGUGCACCAGGCGCCCUCGCAGCGCCCCUCCAUGCUCCCAUGCUCCCAUACCUCCAUGCCCCCAUCCUCCCAUCCCCCCAUCCUCUCUACCCCCCAGGCUACUUCAACCAGGACGAGUUGGUCUCGCUGGCCUCCAUAGCGCGGGACUGUGUGCACCAGGCGCCCUCGCAGCGCCCCUCCAUGCUCGACGUGCUGAGCGCCCUCGAGGACACCGUAGACGAGGACCUCCUCUCCUCCCUCCACGACCCUCAUGCUCCCAUACCUCCAUUCUCACAC